ACCUUUCUGUCUUUGUGUAAACAUUUAAACAAAUAAAACUAUAGGAUAGUAAUGAAAAAUAGCUGCAUAAUACUGUUUCAAAUUUCCCUUUGGUCAAAAUUUAGAUGCAGCUUCUAGCAAUCCCUGGAACACCAUACUUCUGAUAAACUUUUCUUGCCGCGUCGCUGUACAAAAUAACAGUCAUGGUCCUCACACCGGAGUAACAGUGGUCCGGUAUCUUCUUGUUCCAUAUUUUAGCCUUGAUUUGCAUCAGUAUAAAGCAUUUUUAAAUAUUUUCAUCGAUGCGCAGCUGUAUCGUGAAUUCGUCUGCACAAUUCCCACAAGAUCAGGCCAAAAGCGAGCGGUCUAAGUUAUGAAACAGUAAUGGUACGCUCAUUGAUUGCUUCAAGAGUUCAAGAGUCUACAUGGAAUCGCGACACCCGAGCCAUCUACAUCAUGAAACCCCUUAAGUAGCAUGAUCAGUUGCAGCACAUGGCAAACAAAUGCUUCCUGUUAAUAAAACAACUGAACAGUCAAUUACAUGCCAUCUAACGCCUCCAGCUUCAAUCUUAUAAACGUUUAAACCCGGAUCUUGUAUUUCGAAGUGAUUUGGCGAUUAUAACCGAAAACAAAACUGUUUCUGAAAACAAAUGCCAUGUCGCAAAAUGUAACGAUUUUGAAAACAUAUAAGAUACUGCGACUGCACAAGACUGCAGAGGUGGUCGUGGUCAACAAACUAAGCGAGGAAUCGAACAGGCGAUCACGGGUAAUGGUGAUCACAGGCGAUAAUGGCACAGACAGUCAUCGUACACUAAGAUGAGUGUGCGAUAAUGGCACAGACGAUCAUCGUACAGGCUAAUGGGAUACUUACGGCAAACGAUAAAAUUGUCUACCAUUAUGUGACGGUAUGUUAAAUAUACCCUAGUAAUUUCUAGCGACGAAGGUCUCGAAACAAAUUCAAAGGUGUUCUAAAAUGUCAAAAAACGUUGAUAUUAUUUAAUCGCGUACUGGCAUGGAGUCGUUCAGGAGAAUAGAUUUCAAACUUCGAUUAGCAACAAGCACAGAGAGCUGCUGGUGCUUUUACAUGAUAUUUAAGGAUAGUUACACUAGGUAAGGGUGAACACACUACAAGGAACAUACUAAUUUAGGUGAUUAUACUAACAUGGGGGAACACACUAAUACCAGACAAAACCACACACUGCAAGAAUGACCACAACAAUUAAGGUGACCACAACAAUUAAGGUGAUUUCAUUAAAUAUGGGUGAACAUGCUUAUUCUGUGUAAACACACUAAAAAGGUGGAAAAACUAUUAAAGGUGAUCACACUUAUUAAGGUUGAACAUAGUAACACACUAACUGCACUGGAAAUUGGAGGUUAGCUACGCCGAGUGUGCUGUUUGACCCCUUUAGAAAGAAGAGCAGAAUAAAUAACAGUUGAGGUCUUUGAGCAAAAUGUUAGCAAAAAUGAAUCUUUUUUAAGUGAUCAGGAGGUAUUCUUUAUAAACAUAACAGAAACGUUUACAAGGUUUUAGGAUUGAUGGUUUUCCAAAAUUUAGCUACCUGUCUCAAUUUCCAUGAACUGUCCUUGCCAUUGUUUGUCUUAUUUUACGUGCAGAGAACAAGGAGCAAGAAAGAGUUGAGUCGUGCAACGACAAACCUGAUGGACGAAAUGGACUGAACAAAGCUAUCGAAUUAUUACACCUAUAGACAAAUUGAGUUUUUAAAAUUAGCUGCGCUGUGGUUUGAGCAUGUGGUGGAAUAGAUAAGAAGAAGAAAAAGUGUAAACAGGCCUAAGAAGGUCCAUUAUAAGGUUGCGAUUGUAUCAAUGUUGUGGUAAAAAAUGAUAGUGACUUUUGGGUGACCGGCAGUGACUUUUGGGUGGCCGGCAGUGACUUUUGGGUGGCCGGCAGUGACUUUUGGGUGGCCGGCAGUGACUUUUGGGUGACCGGCAGUGACUUUUGGGUGGCCGGCAGUGACUUUUGGGUGGCCGGCAGUGACUUUUGGGUGGCCGGCAGUGACUUUUGGGUGGCCGGCAGUGACUUUUGGGUGGCCGGCAGUGACUUUCUUGGUUCUUGGCGAUAGAUUGUGCGUCUCAUAGCAGGGAAAACUACGUUUGGCAUCAUAGCUUGCAUGAUGCAACAGAAAAUGUUUCUUUCCAAUGAUGUGUUCAGGCAAACAAAGCCAAAAAGAACACAAGUUAAGGCUGAUUUUUGUUGCAGCAGAUUGCACCACAACCAACUAACAGUGCAGCCUAACGAUCUCCAGUUCGAAAACUGACGACCAUAACGUAAGAUAAUGAAAUUAACGUUUUCCGCCGACCUUUGUCAGUCUAGCUUUUUUAUCCAAAGGCAAAUUUUGACGCAAUUUGCUUACGCUAGUUCGUUGUCAGUGGAAAUUGAAACGUUAUGGACGAUAGAAUUCUAAAUAAACGAUUUUACAGAAGCGCUGAGUGGUGAAUUGAUAUGAUAAGGAACUUGCGACUGACACACAUGCUUGGUGUCUAUGCGGCUAGCAGGUCAUGCGCUCGGGUGAAUGACAGCCCAAGCAAUGCAUAUUCAUGCGCUCUGCCUUCACAGGUGAAGCAUCGCUGAGACUGUUCAGUUGACGAUUUGCUCACGACGUGACAGAAGCAACAAGUCAAUCGAAGAACUCUUUUGCUGUAAUCAUAUCAAGGACUUUUUUCUUGGAAGAAACAAAACAUAGAAUGUCUGCCAAUAACAGCACCACGCCAGUUGCUAGCAGUGCGAGCAUGAGGGAAAACGGAACCGUGAAGUACAAUUAUCCUUCGAUUAUCAUCAUUGGUAUAUUGAUUGUGUUUGAAAACACUCUCGUCUGCCUUGCGUUUACUUUUAGCCGUAAGCUGAGAAAGCGACAAGCAAACAUUUUGGUGUGCAGUCAAGCCGCAGCAGAUCUUAUCAUGGGCCUUGUUUUUGUUCCAUGGAUAUUAGUGGAAAAGUACACGGGCAAACACUACCACUCCGGCUACAUAGUAAUGUACGUCUUGUUUGUGUCUUUGUUCAAUUUGCUAAGCUUGGCACUUGAUCGUUACUUGGCACUGAUAAAACCACUGAUGCACCACUUAGUGAUGGAUGUGAAUAGAACAAAGAAAAUGUUGCUGGGAAUAUGGAUAGCACCCUUCUUUAUAACCAUCCUGCCGGUAUCUUGGCAGUAUUACGCAUCCAAGGAAACUGCAGGCCUCACACAAAAAGUAUACUUGUAUAUAUUUUGGGGACUAAUGCUCUUCUUAUGCGGCAGCAUGAUUUUCAUGUAUAUUCGAAUCUAUCGUACGGCUGCAAAGACUAUAAGACUCCGACAGAAGAGGAUGAACGCCGUAGGAACGGUAAGAGAGAACAGGAUCAAAACAACGAGGAAAGAAUUGCGAAUCGCUCAUCUGUUUGGCCUUCUUCUUUUCUUCUUCAUACUUGCCUACCUGCCAAUUCUAUACAUAAACCUAAAAGCACUUCUUGGCCUUGGGGACACUCCAAUUCUUAGGAAGCUUGCCCUUUAUUGCCUUAUAACCAAUUCAAUGGUCAACCCAAUACUUUGCCUGCUAUUGAAGAAAGAUUAUCAAUUGCAAAUUAAGCGCUGGAUAUGCUUUGAAUGGGUAACAGAGCGCUGGAGUGACGAGAGCCCUGGAUCUCAGGUCUCGUGUCGUACAGGAGUUGAUGACAUGGAGACAACAGACAGUGGAUCAGAAGGGAAACGAAAGCGCUUAGCUGCAAUUUCGCGUAAAUCAAAAAGCGUUCCUAAACACAAUAAGAAUGAUGCUGACAUAAAAGUACGCUUCGAGCAAGAUGGCGUUGCUUUUCUACCCAAGACAAAUAAAAGCAAUUCUAAAAAUGGUAUCAGUGAAAACGGAAUCAAGAUAUAUUCUCCAUCGGCAGACAUCAACAAGAAAGACAAAAUCUUUUCAAAAGAAGAUGAUCUCGCGUCAAUGGAAAAAUUACAAGAUGCAUACCCGGAAAAGGAUAGUGGAAGAAAGGACGAGAACUCAAUUGAUGGAAAUUCUGAUAACACGCAAAUAUUACUGCCAAAGAACACUCUUCUAAAGCAAUCGGUCGACGCAAGCUUAAUGAGAUGCGGAAAUAAAACUGAAGAAGACAAACUGGCUAUGGAUGAUGGUGAGAAACAUCUGAACACAGGGGAACCACUGGAAAACAUGGAUUCAAGCGAUAAUCAGGAAAUCGAGACUGAAGACGAUUCACAGCCAAUUCUACAAAAAUAAUAUAAAAACUCGACAGACGGAUUAGAAGCAAGAUUGUAAAUAGUUAUCCAUCUCAGUUAGGAUUCGAUGUUAUCUCAAGCUUUCUAUGUUUGAUGCAUCUCACACAAAUGAACAACAGGACAAAGCACUUCGCAAAUUAAUGCGAUUAAUUGUGGAAAACAUUUCCUGUUUAAAAUUCAUAAAACUCAAAAUGGGAGCAGUGCAACAUUACAAACGAUGCUAAAUGUGAUUGUUUAUAGUAAUACUCCAUAAGAACUAAACAACUGGUAGGGUUAUUUAAAAAAUCUACUUUUGCCAGUUAUUAACGGUACUGAUGAUAUUGUAAUUGGUUUCACAAACAGCAGCCAAAUCGGUCGCCUCUCCGCAAUGGAUAACCCACGAUGUACAGACAGUCAAACAAUUAAAUGUCUUCCCUGUUACAGCAUCAUCAACAUGUUGCAAACAAAAAACCCAUCUCCUAAGCUAUAAUGCUGUGUAAUCGCUAAAAAGUCUGCUUCAAGAACAUCAGAAAGAUUCAUAUCUUAUCACGAUGCAGGUGGAGGAAAGUCAGUAGAAAUGACUAACAGAAGCUAACCAGUUUCUUAUUUUAGGAACCUCCAGCCCCUUUGUUGUAGUAAUGUUUACGGUUUUAAUUAGACCAGAUAGUAAAGCAGCCUCUUGUAGGAGAUCCAAUUGCGUUAUAAUUAUUAUUUGGUAUGGAACCGGCACAAAAAAUGGCACAAAAAGAUGGACCAUAGAAGUUAUACAUCGAGUUCACACAUUAUUAGUUAUUAUUGAAUUGCGCAAAGCCAAUCCCUGGGCUACGAAAUAUUUCAGCUCAGAAUGCUCAGGUUGGAUUGUGAAGCUUUAGAUUCAGAUUUUUCAGAAUAAAGAUUGACCCAGGCAAAUAUUUUUCGUCGCUUACAUACCCAAUUAUACAGAUUUUUACACAACUCUUGCUGUUUUUGAUUUUGUUUACAAACAAAACCUGAAUUUUCCUAGUAUGUGAGACCCAAAAAUUAGUUUUCCCUCAGAUUACCUUAAAAAAUACCCUGAGCAUCCCUAUCAUAAGUAAACCAAAGUACCCAUCUCCCCUCCCCCUAAAUUUGCAAACGAUACAAACAUUAUUGCGCAAUUACAUGAGGAUGACUAGCUUUUUCAAGAUUUUAAAACACUCAGUUAAUGAUAAAUGUAUUAACAAAAAGAUAAAAAUACAAAAAUGAUUCCUUAAAAUAAAGGUGAUGGGAAGUAUUAUGAUGUAACAAAGGCAAUAAUUAUUGAUGUCGUUCUAUUCUUUUCAAUCCUCCUCAGAUACUUCUUCGAAGCAGAAACGGGUACAAACCUUAAUUUCUCAUCAUAAUAAAAAUCCAUUGCAAGAAAUAACAAUUUUAUAUAUACGAAAAUAACAAAAAUAUUUUCAAAUAAAAUUUUUCUUGAUAACAAAGCAAAACCAAACACAAGUCCACCUAGACCAACACAAACUAUAUCAAACAGAAACGUUAUAAGUGCAAACUUCAACUAGAUAACUAUGCAAAAAAAAUCAGACUUAAGUUAACAAAAUUCGACCCCGAUAAGCCAAAUUAAGCGAAACCAAGACAUUUCAAACUGACUUAAAAACAAACAAACAAACAAAAUAAGGAAAUCAACAAUUUCAUGGCCAAUUAAUCUGAUAAUGACCUAAAAAUAUAUUACUCAAGACAAAAAGAAAUUAAAACAGAACAGAUAAUAAACAAACAAAAACAAUAGCAUUUAGUCAAAUCCUGGAAAAAACCGGACCGAAAAACCGGAACAAAAAACAAUCCAAAAAAUUUCAAAGGAAAUUCAAAGAAAAUCCAAAGCCAAUCGAAAAUCAAUCCGAAUCUAACCGAGAGGCAAUCCAAAGCAAAUCCAAAAACCAAUACAAAGCCAAUAAAAAGCCAAUCGAGAACCAAUGCAGAGGCAAUCCAAAAUCCACCACAAGCAAAUCCGAAAUUAAUCUGAAACCGAAUAAUCUCAUCAAUAGAUUCUUUUGUGGAAUACAAAGUUUAACACAAGCAGCUUCUUUGUAAAAAUGAAAAACAUUGUUCCAAGUUUAUUGUUCGGCAUGAUUAACAUAUGUACCAAAAAGAUCCGAUGACUAAAAACAUCCUCCCCUCCGAUUUUUGACCUCAUUGCCCGGUAAGGUUGCAUUCAGUUCAUUUAUCCGGACCUGCUUCAAAGCAUGAAGACCUCUUUUCCCUAAAAACUCGUUCGCGAGAAUCGCAAUUCAAAAAGCGAUCAUAUUAAUUAGAACAUCAUUAAUCAAUAUAAAUAUAAAUGGCAGAAUUUCGAAAUUCAUUUAUUCUUAUCGCUUCGAAGAUAGAAAAUUUUAAGGGUUUUUUUAAAAAAGUCAAGCCAUUGCCAGGCUUUUAAGUUCAUUUAACAACACAAUGUUACAUGAACCGUGUAACUAAUAGCAAAACGACAAGACAAGACAACUAAUGAUGAUGUAUGAGAAUAGUGAAACCAGGAAUGGAUAUGACUAAGUAGAAAACAAUGGUAUUAUAGUUUUGAUAGUAGCCUGAUAUCUUGCAAACAAAAUAGUAGCGUGUAUACCUUCAACAGAAAUAAUAGCGGACCCAAACAAGGGCACUAAGGUAAACCGCAAACAAUAUGCUGAACACCUGGGGUUCAACCGUUCACUUCAAAGGAGUGUCAAAGACUUUGUAUAGCGUCGAGACAUCAUGACUGCAAAGCUUUUUCUUGAAGGCGACAAAUCUAAAUCAGUUUUAUUUGCACUGGUCCAUGGAAAUUUCCUAAUGAUUCUACAAUCCAUUAGCCGAGAAAACAUGACUCAGGGCAAAACUCCAAACCACAUCAAAAUUUAAGCCCUUGCAAGAAUUGGGAAAGGAUUUAGUCUUUAUUUUCUUUUAAAAAAUGAGCAUGCUAAUAUCAGUUGAAGUUGAAUUUUCAGUUUAUUUCUAUACACAGGGAUAGCUUCAGUCUAUACGGAUGGCCAAAUUAAUGGAUCUUUCUAGGCCUAUCACACUUUUAAUAGACGUAUCUUGUCCCUUAUUAAAGUCUUAAUAAAUGAUUGCAGACAAUCUUGCAGACAAAAGCACUCUUUUAUCACAAGUUUUACGAAAUGAACCAAUCUUUGAAAACAGACUUUCGAUCAAGGCCAAUCCACUGCAAACAAUAUCUAUACUCUCAGAUCACAGCAUUAAGUGGAAAAGAGAUAUGUGGAAAAUAGGCUGGUUUUGAUCAACCUUUACAACAGUUAUCGGCGAAGCAAGCUAAAAAAUGACAUGUUUAAAUUAGAGAAAAUAGAAAAUGGUGUCUCGCAAGGAUCCUGUUUAGGUCCUUUCAUCUAAUUCACAUUCAUGGUCUGUUUUACCUUGCGCAAUCGAUGGUAAAUAAGAGUGCUAACAAAAAGCCCCCAUUUCACAACUUUUUCAGUUUUUCAGUUUAAAAUUCCAGGGAAAGUUAUUUUUAAGACUAUGUUGGUAACAAAGGCAAAGUCAGUUGACCUCCGUUUGUAUCCAACGAGAAGCACUUUGACUGUUUUCAUACACACAUUAAGUGCAAAAAAAAAUA
Molecule: messenger RNA, 7737 nt
Organism: Rhopilema esculentum
Lineage: Eukaryota; Metazoa; Cnidaria; Scyphozoa; Rhizostomeae; Rhizostomatidae
Product: adenosine receptor A2b
Biological process (GO): G protein-coupled receptor signaling pathway
Cellular component (GO): plasma membrane
Molecular function (GO): G protein-coupled receptor activity
Source: RefSeq, a predicted model, not a curated record